Oncorhynchus mykiss (rainbow trout) is the source of this 4588-nucleotide messenger RNA. The record is from RefSeq and is a predicted model, not a curated record. NCBI's taxonomy places the organism in Eukaryota, Metazoa, Chordata, Actinopteri, Salmoniformes, Salmonidae.
UGUGUGACUGACUAAUAUAUAAUGGGGAUUUAACAGAUCUGAAGAGCGAGAGACAGUGUAGCCGGAGGUAAAAAAAACAACAUGUUUUACCGCCCAUGAUAUGCUACAGUAUUUUUGAUUGGGCACAAAGGAAAAUCAUCCCAUUAAAUAGGCCAUUGCAGCUUGAUUCAAAACAAAUAGCGAUUUCAGUGUAGGUUUUGUUAGUGCAGAUACGAUAGUGCCGCUAUGGUGAGAUAACUCAAUCCGGUGGAAUACGCCGAUACGAACGCAUAUUUCAGAGAGCGCUCCGUAAGGCAUGUUGGAUUUGAGCACUUUUUAAAAUGAGGAACAGCCUCUCAUUUUACAAUGGGUUCUGUGUAGCCUAGUUAUGCUAAUAUAUUUGAGACCAGUGGUUUGAAAUUAAUUUCGUCUUUGACUUUAUAAGUAAAAUAUAUUUGAGUUCGCAAUAGAUUAUACCAGAGGGAUGCAUCGUUUUACUAGGAUACCUCAAUUAUUGGGAUCAUCUUCUUACCACAAGUGUUUGGAAUACAUUGAGCUCGUUGACGACGUAGACCAUAGGACGCGUUUUUACACGGAGAUGUAAACUAUGCGAUUAUAUUGGAGACUGGGAAUAGAACAUGCCUGAGUGUGGCGGUGUUUACUGCAAUUUUCUGGAUUAUCGUCUAAUCAGAACAUACAUUAUUUAACUCAACUAGAGAUUUAAAGAAAUGUUUUUUCAUUAAAAGAUGGGCCCUGCUGACAUGGACUGUUUCCUCAUCGUAUUCACCUUGUGGUUAUCAAUGGCUGUUGGUUAUUUACCUAGUAACAAGAAGUGGAAACUAAACAAGUAGUGAAGCAAUAGACUCCUUAUUUUACUGAACUAGAGAUUGUGUCUUUGAAAAUACACAUCAAGGGGAAAGGAUCCAUAAACACAUAGGAUGCUUAUCUUUAUGCACAUCUCCUUAUUUAAAAUGCUGUCUGCCACGGUUUACACACACGCAGGACGAUGAAUUCUACCUGAAUUGACUCAGAAAAGUAACAUAACAUAAGUAGGCCUACAGUACCAAUGUGAGGUCAAACUGGUGUGUGUCACAAGCUAGCGUCCGCCGAACCGAUGGGAAAAGUGUUCCCUUGCUAUGUUUCAUUCUACCUUUAUAAGAUAAAAAUACAUAUGUAUACUCUGAAUUAUACAUUGAAACAUACAGAUUAUGAAAGCAAAUACAUUGUUUUGUUAAAACCAGAUGAAACCAAACCGCGAAAAAUCAAAAUGUUGACAACCACAAUAUGGAAAUUAGCCAUAGCGACUUCCGACUGAUUAUGAUAGAGUGCGUCACAUAUGUUAAUGUUCAUUUACAAAAUAGAUUACCAACUACACUUGUGUUAUAACUAAAUCCAUCAGUGAAAUUAUGAUAUUCUCAUAAUGUAAUGUUGUACAGUACAGUAGCCAGACAAACGAUAGACGGUUUAUUGUGCGUCACAUCCGGUGGAAUAUUCUAGCGGAUUCUUCUGUUGGACUUUAAAAGCAGGCGCGCAGAGACGCAGACUGAGAUGCUUUUUUACAGGUGAACCACUGAAACGUUUUUGGGAUGCAACAAACAACCACUUUGUACACAUGAAGAAGUAAUUAUUACAGAAGAGAUUCAUUUAAUACGAUUGCUUAGUUCCAUUGAAGCCGUGUCAAUCAUUUGCACUAUUUCAGCAUCAUCUUUAGGUCCUUCCAGCUGCUGUGCUGUGGGCAGACUGACGCAGAGAGAAUCAUGAUUCUGCUGUCUCCAUCCUCUGAUGAAGAGUCUCUUGAACUCGACUGGCUUUGGAAUCACACGAAGUUCUGUGUGCAAAACAGAAUACAUUGCAAGGACAAAAAACAGCCCUGGCCAUGGUGAAGUACCUAGCGUCACUGGACCGUCCUGCUUUUUAAGUAAGAUAACCUAUCUAUGAUGCCUUUUAAUGCUUCAAGAUUCUGGCAUCAUUAAUUCAAUGAAAGUCCAAUUAAAUUGCCCUUACACUCUUCGAUUACUUUAAUAACCAUAAUGGUGGAAUUACACAGUAUUACACUGAUAGGAACUUUGAUAUAACAAUACUUGGCUUUCACAUAACAAAUGUAUAAGGAAAUUAUGUAAUUACUAUGACAUUUCCACAAAAUACAAACUAUGGAAGAAAAAAAAAGAAAAAACAGAACAAGCAAACUGCCAUUGACACUUUUUAAAAGCUACCCAUCCAUGUGAAUGUUGCUGUCAUGUCCUUUGUCAUUGUUCCAGGUCACUGUUUUGCCAGUCAACUAGCCUAAUGAAUGAGUAGACUCAUUAUCUCAGGGUUGCACUAUAGUACUAUUUGUGGACAGUCCAUUACAAUAGUAUAGUACCAUGUGUGGACAGUCACUUACUCUCUCCCCACCAGCCCGUCUCAGCUAUACAUGCACUCUAUAUUUGCUGAAUAAGUAUUCCGUGUGGCAAUGACUAUGAGAAUAUUAACACUACCAAAUGAUGGUUACUGUACAUACUGUGCCAGCCCCUUUUCUGAAAAGUGGAUUAGUCUAUCGAAUGGUGGGUCUCCAAUAAACUUACAUACUUCUUGGUAAGUGCUACUACUUUUUAUUAGCUACAUGAAUCAAUCUUGCAUAGGUUUGUAAAUAAUGUACAAUUUGUAUAUAAAAAAUGAAGUUUCUUUGCAAAUGUUCAUUCUUUGAUAACAAAUACAUUAUUUAAUACUGUGUAACAGCUAUACAUAUUUUUUUUUGAAGCACAACCUAAACCACUUGUGAAUUUUAUUUAGGUUCUCGCCUAUACUUGAAAUCUGCUGGUUACUAGUACUACUGUAGGUUGGAUGCUGCACAGUAGGUUGGGUGCAUGAGGUUUGACUUUUUCCCUUUUAAUUUGCAUUCAUCUUUUUUUCAUAUCUUGGUACAGCUUCUGAUUCUGUCCUUGUCUUGAGGGGCCACAAGUAGCAAGCCAAACACGUUAAAGCUGAUAAUUGGCAAAGAAAAUAUUGGUUAAAGCAAUGAUUUAUCUUUUGCGUGUUUGGUUUGUUUGACAUAUCCGUUUAAACAGGAUUUACAUACUGUACAGCAGUUUAGGUAUGUCCAUCAGAUAUGAUAUGGUCCUAUCAUAUCUGUAGUGUUUUAGCUACAAUCCUCUUAAGAGCAGCUAAGUGAAUCUAACAUAGACCACCAGCUAAUAGCAAUCACUGUCCUCACUGUUCUCAGGUUUCUUCCAGCGUACCAAUAAGCUAUUUCUAAGCGAGCAGGCCACGGGUGUCCAGCUCAAGGAGUUUGUACGCAAAAAUGCAGCCAAUGCUCUGUCUAUGGCCAACAUGCUCAUGGGCAUGGCCUCUAUUCUCUGCAGCCUGAACGGCCACCAACAUGCAGCCUGCUGGCUGGUCCUGAUUGGCUACCUGCUGGAUUUGGCAGAUGGGGCAGUUGCCAGGCGACUUGAUGCAUGCUCACCACUAGAUAGUCACGUCUACACUGCCAUGGAUCCCACGGCUGCCUGAAAUAGCCCCCAGCAGGUGCACCACAAUGCAUCGUCACCCGGAUAUUUCAGGGGCUUUGUGUUUCAACAGUGUUUUUCUGCAUGACUUUGCAGGUGCUAAACUGGAUGAUUUUGCAGAUUUCACAACCUUUGGGAUUGCAACAUCAUUGCUCCUGAGGACACAUGCCUUAAUGGACAACAUCCUGUGCAUGUGCUACGUCCUGUCUGUGUUUGUCCGCCUCUGCUUCUUCUCCAGCGGCAUCCCCUUCAUGUACCGUGGCCUGCCAUGUAUCUACUCUUCCGCCAUCCUGGCCUGUCUCUCCCUGUUGACCGGAGGUAACAUGGUGAUCCUGCGGGUCACUGCUGUGGCCAUGAUCCUCUUCAUGGUCAACCAGGGCUUCUACCCUCACGACAGGGUCCUGGAGUCACAGGCCUGGAAGAAGGUGGUCUACGCUGGAGAGAUGUUUAAACAAUUCUUCAAAAAAUGGAUGUUUGGUCCUGUGAAGUCUAUUGGAAUGUUGAUACCAGGGGCCUCAUUUGUAAAUGCAGCAGCGUUUUAUUGCCAACAGACUCAUUUACCAGGAGUUGUCAUGGUGUUCUGUUCCUCUUUCUCUCCGGCAUGUGUGUACUACCUGUUGUGGUCUGUCUCCUACAUUUUGUUCCCAACAUCUCUUUGGAGUUGCAAAGUGUAGUAGGAGUUAAAGGCCUUGCUCCAAACUCACACAUGGCUUGUCAACAGGCCGUCCGGCGAGGUUAACUAAAGCUCCCAGACUGCUGCUGCUAGCUAUCCACAGCGGAUCGAAAAAGGACGUAAGAGGACGUUUUAAUGUUUUUGUAAGAUUUAACUGCCUUUUUCAUCAUGACCACUUGAUGGAUAAUGUAAUGUACCUUUAGCCAUUUUUGUUUUUGAUUAAUACAGUGUUUGAAUGUCUAGUUAUGUUUUUUACAAUACAAUGGCAGAAUUGUACUGUACUGUCUUGUGUGUACUGUGUGCAUAAUUGUGCUUGAGAUUACUCCAACUAUUAUGAGGUAUUUUCAGUAAUUAAUAGUCAUUUGAGACUUACUGUAAACAUGGUAGAUUCAAACUUAUUGCAUGUUCCCAAUUUGUAAUACAUAUUUAAUUCAAAAUAUUUUAUUUUCAU